This is a messenger RNA of Mya arenaria, 435 nucleotides long. RefSeq lists its product as uncharacterized. The record is from RefSeq and is a predicted model, not a curated record. Lineage: Eukaryota; Metazoa; Mollusca; Bivalvia; Myida; Myidae. The transcript has a single exon. The coding region runs from base 1 to 435 and encodes 144 amino acids.
AUGGCCCCUGUAAACCGUGACGCCGGGAUACUGGGUCCCGUAAACCGUGACGCCGACAAACUGGUCCACGUAAACCGUGGCGCCGGGAUACUGGGACCCAUUAACCGUGACGCAGGGAUUCUGGGUCCCGUUAACCGUGACGCAGGGAUACUGGGCCCUUUAAACCGUGACGCAGGGAUACGGAGCCCUGUAAACCGUAACGCAGGGAUACUGGGCCCUGUAAACCGUGACGCCAGGAUACUGGGUCCUGAAAACCGUGACGCCAGGAUACUGGGUCCUGUAAACCGUGACGCAGUGAUACUGGGCCCUGUAAACCAUGACGCAGGGAAAGUGGCCCCUGUAAACCAUGACGCCAGUAUACUGGGCCCUGUAAACCAUGACGCAGGGGUACUGACCCCUGUUAACUGUGACUUGUUAACUUGUAAACAGUGUUGA